Molecule: messenger RNA, 1709 nt
Organism: Eleginops maclovinus (Patagonian blennie)
Lineage: Eukaryota; Metazoa; Chordata; Actinopteri; Perciformes; Eleginopidae
Product: heme transporter hrg1-A-like
Exons: 3
Coding region: 303-737 (144 amino acids)
Biological process (GO): heme transport
Cellular component (GO): plasma membrane; lysosomal membrane
Molecular function (GO): heme transmembrane transporter activity; heme binding
Source: RefSeq, a predicted model, not a curated record
GCUGACAACAGAUGACGUAACAGGAGCGAUGUUUUUUUUUUGCAGCUGGACUGAAGAACAACCUUUCUCAGCAGAAACGCUUUGUCAUGUCUCAAACUUUCCCUGCGCGUGUGUGAGACAGCAGUCAUUAGUCAGCAGCACACACAGUUAGAAACAUUUUGUCCUCGUGUGUGGAAGAUUCACCGGAUGCAGUUGCUUUGAAAUACCCAGCUUGCUGUUGUCUCUCUCAGACACAAACACAGUCGCUUCUCGUCUCGUCGAGCCCGUGUCCUUGCUUUCCCAACACCUUUGUUUUUGUGAAAAUGGGUGUUAAUAAAACUUACAUUAGUAUCGGCUAUGCCUCGUUUGGGACGCUCAUGGGGUUUUCUGCUUUCCUGGUGUGGAACAUCGCGUUCAGACAGCCGUGGACUGCAGCCAUGGGAGGACUAUCAGGUGUGCUGGCCCUGUGGACCCUGAUCACUCACGUCAUGUACCUGCAGGACUACUGGAGGACCUGGCUGAAGGGCCUCAAGUUCUUCUUCUUCAUCGGACUCUUCUUCUCUCUGUUAGCGGUUGUGGCCUUCAUCAGUUUCCUGGCUAUUGCCAUCAACAACAAAGAGUCCCUGACUGACCCUCGGAGUCUCUACCUGUCCUGUGUGUGGAGCUUCAUGAGCUUCAAGUGGUCUUUCCUGCUUACCUUGUCCGCCCACCGCUACCGCCAAGAGUUUGCCGACAUCAGCAUCCUCAGUGACUUCUAAGAACACUAAAACAUCGUAGUGACUACACAAACUUUAUUGAACAGCCUGAUGAUGGAGGACACUUUCGGAGGAAUCAGAGGAGAGUUUUGAAUACUUUGUGUCGAGGAUAACACCCUGAGCCCGGUAACUCCCCUGCCUUCAGGGCCUGAACCUCUAUUUUCUUUUUUAAUUAUCGGUGAGGGAUUUGUUGCUGACUGUGCCACUUGAAAACAAAUCCAGCCCUACUUUUAGGAUCCCUGACGGAUUUUAAAUGGUCACUUUCUCAGCGGCUGCCUCGUCAUGCAUCUGCACAAUUUUUUCAUGACAAAAUAUAUCCAAAACAGGCUAAUAUUUUUGUGAAGGGAAUAAUUGCGCCACACCCAUUUAGUGUUCCAGUUUCCGCUGUAGCCACUAGAGGGAGCCAUCCUUUCAACAGUUAAACGCUAUGUUCAGUGUGCGCUUGUCAUCCUAAAUGACAUUGUGUUACAUUUAAUUCUCUCGUUCAAUAAAUGAUGAAGAGCUGCUCAAGUUGCACAGGCAAUGCAUAUGAUGAAAUCUUGAUACAACUAAGCCCUGCUUCAACUAGGUGUAUCGAGGUCUUGCAUUGAAUGCUUUCAUUUUAUAAGCACCACAUUUCCUGCUUUAUAUACAUUAUGGAACCAUGAAGGGGGCAUUUUUAAUAUAAAGAAUGAUUUUUGUAUUAUUUUUAUCAGUGUGAAAAAUAAGUGUGAAGUUGGGCCUUAGUUAUGGCUUUAGUUCGCUAGCAACACUACAUGGCAGCUCAUGCAUGUUGCUUCAUGUUUUAUUUUCUUGAUCUAAACCAAUUAUAACAUUUAUAUUGUUGCUUUAUGAGAUUAUGUGGCUUUGUUCCUUUUAUUUGUCUACAUCCCUAUGUUAAAAAAUGAAGAAAGACAUUGUGUAUCAAUUAACUUUGAGUGUGUGUUUGUAUAAUGAGCGACUGAUAGUCUUGUUAAUAAAAUGUGUUUUUUGAGA